This is a messenger RNA of Aspergillus versicolor CBS 583.65, 4326 nucleotides long. RefSeq names its product putative TMEM1 family protein. Gene Ontology annotation, biological process: intra-Golgi vesicle-mediated transport; early endosome to Golgi transport. Gene Ontology annotation, cellular component: TRAPPII protein complex. Bases 1 to 4326 code for a protein of 1441 amino acids. The record is from RefSeq and is a predicted model, not a curated record. The transcript has 4 exons. NCBI's taxonomy places the organism in Eukaryota, Fungi, Ascomycota, Eurotiomycetes, Eurotiales, Aspergillaceae.
AUGGACUCUCUACCCCAGGCCGCCUCCAGCAGUGUCACCGUUGAAUACACCGAUCCCUCGGGCCUGUUCCCCUCCGUCCAACCAGUCAUCGCGAACAAACUCCCCCUCCGCAACCUGCACUGGAAGUCACCCACGCGCCCCGUCCGCUCAAUCGAAUCCCUCCGCAUCGGGUUCACGCCGGCCAAGAAUGAGUCUGACGAACGCAAGUCCUCCAGCGAUGCGCCAGGCGGCGCCGUGACGCAUCGCCGGCACCAGAUCCCCGGCCUCCGACAGACACCUUACCUGAAGAUCUACAUCCUGCGGUGCGACGAUAACGACACGUACAAGAGUACCGCGAGGAAGGCGUUGCGGGAAUGGAUCAAGACGCAUGCGUCGUCCUCUUCGUCGUCCUCGACGUCGGGCUCCGGGGCUGCGGCUGCGGCUUCGAGCCAGGAGAAGCACGAUGCGUUUGAGUGGCUUAUCCUGCAUGUUAUCCAGGAAGGGGACGGGACGGAGAAGGUAGCGCCGACGUCGAAAUGGGGGCGGGCGAACACGACUGUGCUGGAGAAGGUGAAGGCGGAUUUUAAUGGGUCGUCCAAGUCGGCUGUUGAUCGGGUGGCUCAGUUGCGGAUUCCGAAGCCCGAGAGUACGGCCAAGUCGCCGGAGUUGGUUGAUCAGAUUGAGGACUUUGUGGAGAAGGUGAAGAAUGGGAUUCUGGCGUCCUUUGAUCUGAGGGUUGCGCAGUAUGAGGAGGAUAUCAAGGGGAAGGACUCGCAGCGGAGUUUACCCGGUUGGAACUUUUGCACGUUCUUUAUAUUGAAGGAGGGUCUUUCUAGGGGGUUUGAGAAUGUGGGAUUGUUUGAGGAUGCGCUGGUUGGGUAUGAUGAGCUGGCUGCUGGCUUGGAUGCCGCGAUCCAAGACCAGCUGGCGGGGUCUAGUGAGCAGCAUGGCAGCGCUUUCUUAACGAACAGUGAGGACUGGCGGGAACGUGCGAAGGCUGCUCUAGAUGCUCGGACGGAUUCCAAAGGCCCUGAUGGGGAAGGCGAAGAUAUUGCCCCAAUUCCUGAUCUUGACCCGGAGGAUUUCCCGAUUGACCCGGCCAGGAAGACUUAUCGAGAGAUGAUUCUCUCCAGCAAUAUCUCCAUCUUCGAUUUCCGCACUUACAUCUUCUCCCGACAAUUGACGCUCCUCCUCAGAGCAUCAAGGGCGCCGUCGCUUGUCACUGAGGACCCAGACGCCGACCCCAAGUCAGGGAAAGGAACAAAAAAGCCUGAAGACUUAAUGCUUCUGGCCGAGGUCUGCGAGCGAGCAGCCGAGUUUAUCAGCCUUGCUGCGCGGACACUUCGAGCCGACCUGGAAGGCGGCCUCGCGGAUGUCGAGAACGCUGCCAAGUCGGAGAUUAUAAGCAACCUCGUCUCGUCUUGGGCUUAUGCCGCUGCAUACCAGAUUUUGCUACAGACCUUUACACCAGCUCUCACACUUCCUGAGUCUUCCUUACAUGCGAUGGAAGCCGCCCUGGAUGAGAAGCAAAAGCAGGAUGUCCCGAAACGCACGACCUCGCUAGUCAUGCCUGCAAACCGCCAGUCGCGCUCAGCUAAGACCGAAAUAAUAUCUGCCAACGCGCUCUCAUCCGUUCACGAGCAACCAGGAUUCGAAGGACCAAAGCUCACCCCUAAAACAGGGUCGGAGCAACUGGCCUCUCAGCGGGGUGAACUCCUCUUGAUGGCCCGGAGGCUCCUAGAAGAGAUCGCUGGCCGGUGUGGGUGGAAGGAAUCGUGGACUGAUCUUGGGCUUCUAUUCGACGAUAGGGAUGCUAAGUCUGGAAACAUGGCAGACGUGACUUUGGAUGAUGAGAGCCCAGAGCCAGUGAAGGAGACCCAACCCAGCAACUCUCUUAGGGGGAUCGAUCUAUCGCAACUACAGGCAGCCCUGAAGUCUAGAAAAGCAUUCCGUGCGCAUUAUGAAGAGCUUACGGAUCGAAUGUACCGUCACUAUAUCGCGGCGAACCGUACGCAUUCGACGCACACUGCAUUGGCUGAUAUGGCCCUUUUACGUUAUCGUCAAAGCGAUUACGGCGCCGCUGCGUCGUACUUCCACCAGAUUGCUCCGUUCUACGGCAACAAACACUGGACUAUUCUAGAGGGAGUUAUGCUGGAGAUGUACGCGCGGUGUCUGAAAGAAUUAGGUCGAAAUGAGGAGUAUGUCAAAGUGGUGGUGCGCCUUUUGGCGAAGUAUGCUGCGCAUACGCAGUCCAAAUUGUCGAGUAGACAGAAGACACUCGAUGCGUCUUCAAUAUUUGCAGAGGAUGCAUUAAUCUCUGAGUAUGUGGAGGAACUGUUUCGGGCGUCCGGUGCGCUCCAGAAAGAUGUCUCUGCACCGUUGACGGACUUCUUCGGGGAUUUGAGCGUCAAACCUGCCAUCCUUCAUUAUAAGGACCGAGAUGGAUUUCAGCUACAGCUCUACAUCCGGUUCCUCCUUGGCAAGCAGAUUGAUGUUGAUUCGAUCAAGAUUCGACUUGUCAGCGCCAACGCCGGCACUCACAGCAGCGAGCAUUGGAUAGAAACGCCAGCGAAAGCGACUAUCAAAUCAUCUUCCACAAGGGUCUUGGUUGAUUCAUCGACUACGCUGCAGGGGAAAUACUUUGUGGACCGCAUUGAGAUGCGGGCGGAAAACCUCCUAUUUUCCAUGAGCGGGGGAGCGAAUUCUAACUUACCAGUGGGAUUCAGGGAAGAUGUCGACGAGGAAGAAGAUACUCGAUCAUACAUCCUGUGCUACCCACCACCGCAGGGCCUACAAGCAAGGAUUGAGUCGCCUCAUCUUGUGAACCUGGAGGCCUUGCGUACGCUCGAGCUGGAACUUAACAGUGGCUGGAACGAUAUCAAGACGGGUGUUUUACGAGUACGGCCUGCAACAGCGGGUCUGAGACUGAGAAUCACCGAGGCAGAGAUAGUAGAAGGUGACUUGGCGAUCAAGACUAACAGCGAGACGGGUAACAUCGAGUUUAGCAAACUAGGCGAAAACACGAUUGUUCGAUUCCGGAUCCCAUACACGGUCGAAGAGCACCCCGCGACGCUCUCUGCAAGGGCGGAGGUGACCUACGACACAGAGAAGGGACGAUUCAACUACUCAUCUGCACACAACGUUGCCUCUGCUCUGCCAAUCAGCGUGAAUGUGCAAGAUGUGUUCAAACAGAAUAUGCUCUUCUCGCGGUUCACGGUCAGCCCGGCUACGAUGAUUCCGCUCUGGCUUUCGAAAUGCAGCAUCCCAAGUUCGGAUGUUUAUGAAGUGCAGUCUAAUGUCGGCGAUCCCGUCGCCAUGAGGGUGUUCCCCAAACAGCCUGCUAGCCUGCUGUACAAGAUCCAACCACGAAAAGAUACUGCAGCCUCUCCUGGAUCGAAGCGAGCUCUACGGCUCACAGUCGACUUCACCUGCGUGGAUGACGAGUGCUUCGAUGCGGUGGAGAAGACAUUCAAAGAUAGCAUCUCCCGCAGUGAAUUCGCGCAGUACACGACAUUUCUCACGCCACACAUUGUCGAUGCCUUCCGGACGCAGCUCUCUCCGCCCGAGCUAGAGGUCGUCGGGCUUGUUCGCGAGGUCGAAGCCUUGCCUUACGCAGCUGUUCGUUGGGAAGGAUUGUUGAACGCGUUGAAAGAACCAAUGGACGAGCUACGGGCUUGGCUCAGGGCAUGGCAUGAUAAUCAUCUGAUGCUGUCCCUCCCGGAGCAGCCGUCAAUCCGUAGGCGCCACAUCAUCAUCCCCGUCGACAUUCCAGAAAUCCAGGUCGUGCAUACGGCCGAGCUUCGCCUCACCAGCCUGCCAGAGCAAGCACCCCAUGCGGCGGUCGGACAAACGAUCACCGCGGAGCUGCGGCUUUCGCAUACACGACGCUGGUGCACGCCCGAUCAACGCGAGGAAACAGCAGGCGGAGGCCCGCUAGAAUUUUCGUACGAACUGCACGCCAACCCAGAGCUCUGGAUGGUUGGUGGGCGACGGCGAGGAAACUUCUCCGCGAGCGAGGGCGAGACAAAGACAUUCGCAGUGAUGUUACUGCCGCAGAAGGCGGGCCAUCUACUUUUGCCGGGGCUGGAGAUUAGGAGCUUUGUGCCGCCACCGCCGCAGUCGCCGUCGACCACCAGCACGGGAACCAAUGUGCCGCCCGCGGUGGCGGCAGCGGGGACACCAGCGGUGCAGCGAAGGCCGAUCGCCUGCGAGGUCGACUACCGAAAUCACGGCGAGACGGUGCUCGUAUUACCUGAUCUGCGGGCCACGACGGUGAGUCUGAGCUUGUCGGGAGGAGGACAUGGGGGCUCCUGGCUGGUAGAUUCAGAGCGACGGGUUCACUCAUAG